Messenger RNA from Thunnus maccoyii (southern bluefin tuna), 1901 nucleotides. RefSeq names its product zinc finger protein RFP-like. The transcript has 2 exons. The coding region runs from base 155 to 1798 and encodes 547 amino acids. Gene Ontology annotation, biological process: protein ubiquitination. Gene Ontology annotation, molecular function: ubiquitin-protein transferase activity; protein binding; zinc ion binding. Lineage: Eukaryota; Metazoa; Chordata; Actinopteri; Scombriformes; Scombridae. The record is from RefSeq and is a predicted model, not a curated record.
CUUCCUCAUCUGAUUCAGCAACAGCUACAGGAGAGAGGAGAGUUAACACAGAGGAGCUGCAGUCGACACAAUCGUUUCUGUUUCCGUCUGAAGAAAAAUUAAAUCAAGUUCUCCAGUUGUUUCUCAACAACUGACUCAAACACUGUGUGUAGAUAUGUCUGCUGCCAGCUGUCUGCGAUCUGAAGAUCAGUUUCUGUGCUCCAUCUGUCUGGAUGUGUUCACUGAUCCAGUCACCACAUCAUGUGGACACAACUUCUGUAAAACCUGCAUCACUGAACACUGGAAUAGUAAUGACCAGUACCUGUGUCCCAUCUGUAAAGAAGUUUUUACCAGAAGACCUGAUUUGAGAGUCAAUACUCUGCUCUCUGAGAUGGUUUCUCAGUUCAGACAGGAAGCUCAACAGAAAGCCAGCAGCAGCAGCUCAGAGCAACAAGCUGCCAAACCAGGAGAAGUUCCCUGUGACGUCUGUACUGGAACCAAACUGAAGGCCCUGAAGUCCUGUCUGGUGUGUCUGGCCUCCUACUGUGAGACUCACCUGGAGCCUCAUCUGACAGCUUCUCGUCUGAAAAGACAUCAGCUGAUGGACCCUGUGGAGAACCUGGAAGACAGGAUGUGUAUGAAGCACGAUAAACCUCUGGAGCUGUUCUGUAAGACCGACCAGACAUGUGUCUGCAUGCUCUGCUCUGUUUUAGACCACAAGACACAUGAGUUUGUUCCUCUGAAAGAAGAAUAUGAAGGAAAGAAGGCAGAGCUGGGGAAGACAGAGGCUGAAAUUCAGCAGAUGAUCCAGAAGAGACGACUGAAGAUUCAAGAGAUCAAACACUCGGUUGACCUCAGUAAGAAAGAUGCAGACAGAGAGAUUGCAAAGAGUGUUCGAGUCUUUGAUGUUCUGAAGGAGUCUAUUAAGAGAGGCGAGGAAACUGUCAAAACAAUCAAAGAGAGGCAGAAAAUGACAGAGGAACAGGCUGAAGACUUCAUCAAAGAGCUGGAACAGGAAAUCUCUGAGCUGAUGAAGAGAAGCUCUGACGUGGAGGAGCUCUCACACUCUGAAGACCACCUCCACCUCCUCCAAAACUUCCCGUCCCUGAAAGCUGCUGCACCCACCAAAGACUGGACAGAGGUCAGCGUCCGUCCACCAUCAUAUGAGGGGACUGUGGUGAGAGCUGUGACUCAGCUGGAGGAGACGCUCAGUAAAGAGAUGAAGAAGCUGCUCGCUGAGGCUGAACUGAAGAGGGUCCAGCAGUAUGCAGUGGAUGUGAAUCUUGAUCCCGAUACAGCAAGUAUGUAUCUCAUUCUGUCUGAUGAUGGAAAACAAGUGAACUGUGGUAAUGUGAGGAAGAAUCUCCCAGACAGCCCAAAGAGAUUUAUACGUUAUGCAAGUGUUUUAGGAAAGCAGAGUUUCUCCUCAGGCAGAUUUUACUUUGAGGUUCAGGUUAAAGAGAAGACUAAAUGGGAUUUAGGAGUGGCCAGAGAGUUGAUCGACAGGAAGGGAGACAUCAAACUGAGACCUCUGAAUGGUUACUGGUGUAUAUGGUUGAGAAAUGGAAAUGAGUACAGUGCUUGUAAUGACCCUUCAGUCCGUCUCUCUCUGAAGUCUCAGCUUCAGAAGGUGGGGGUGUUUGUGGAUUAUGAGGAGGGUCUGGUCUCCUUUUAUGACGUAGAAGCUGCAGCUCUUAUCUACUCCUUUACUGGCUGCUCCUUCACUGAGAAACUCUACCCAUACUUCAGUCCCUGUACUCAUGAUGGUGGUAAAAAUUCCGCCCCUCUGAUCAUCUGUCCUGUCAAUCAAACUGCCUGAUCUAUUUUUUUUUUUUUUUUUUGCAACAAUGCAAAUAGUUGACAAAUAAUCUUUACCUUUUACAUUUACUGUACAAAUAUACACCAAAGUACUGAUAUUACAA